Molecule: messenger RNA, 1279 nt
Organism: Cuculus canorus (common cuckoo)
Lineage: Eukaryota; Metazoa; Chordata; Aves; Cuculiformes; Cuculidae
Gene: SBSPON
Product: somatomedin B and thrombospondin type 1 domain containing
Exons: 5
Coding region: 90-881 (263 amino acids)
Source: RefSeq, a predicted model, not a curated record
AGCCGGGAGGGCCGGGCAGCGCCGCGCCCACCCCGCCCCGCGCGGCCCGAGCUGGGCGCGCAGCCGGGUCCCGCUGGGGCGGCGCGGGGAUGGGCGGCGCGGUGGGAGCGCUGUGGCUGGGGCUGCUGUGGGCCGGCAGCGGGGCGGCGGGCAGCUGCAGGGGAAGGUGCUGCGAGGGCCGGGAUGCGGCGUGUGUCGGCGAAGGAUGGAUGGAGGGAGGAGGCUAUGGGACCUGCUAUUGCGACGGAGGAUGCCGGCGAGCCGGGGACUGCUGCCGCGACCACGGCCAGGCGUGCCCGGCUGUUCCAUGUGUUGUGGGGGAGUGGAGUCACUGGAGUGGCUGUGCAGAACAAUGUCAACCUGAUCUGCGGAUACGUAGGCGCUAUGUACAACAGGAACCUAAAAACGGUGGGGAACCUUGUCCUGCUCUAGAGGAGAAGGCUGGCUGCCUGGAAUACCUUACUUACCAGGGAAAGGAUUGCGGCCAUGAACACGUCCCUGCUUUCAUAACUACCUCUGAGUAUGGUAAAGAAAGAAAACGACGAGCAGCAUCUUUUCUCUGGCCUUCAGACAAAGAAGAAGCUGGGUAUUGUGUGGAAUUUAAAACAGAAACACUUUCACACCACUGUGCUUUGGAGACUCGGCCAUAUGCUCGAUGGAUGCAGUACCUACGAGAAGGACAUACUGUGUGUGUAACUUGCCAACCUCCAGCUAUGAAUACUGACACACACCGCUGUUCUGGAGAUGGCCAUAAUGCAGAUGGAAGUAGAAUCUUACACUGGGAAGCAGUUGGCAACUCUCAGUGCCAAGGAACUUGGAAGAAGAUUCGGCAACUGGAACACUGUUCAUGUCCCCUGGUGCAUAGCUUUAUUUUUACGUAAAAGUUUAAAAAAACUCUUUAAAACAGCAACAACAAAAAGAUUAAGAAAAUUAACACAAAUGGCAAGAAACUUAUCUUUCUGCUGCAUUUUUCUGGAGCCUUAAACUUUAAAGGAGUCAGAACUUUGGAAGAAGGAUUUCAGAAAGCUUUCUCUGCCUUAAUACAAAAUGCUAAGACUGAAUUUUGUAGAACACUAGAAGCAUGUUUCCAUGUUUCUCUCUUAUAAUUAAAGAGCUUAUGUUUCUAACUGUAGUAGCUGAUUUUCUUAAAGUUCUUGUUCUUUGCUGACCAGUCUUGUUUACAGGCAUUGCUCCUACUCAACAGCAAGCCAGCCAAACAUUCUGAAGUCUGAGAAUAGUCACGGCAUUAGUUAAAUAGCUGGGGUGAAUUAAAAUGAAA